UGAGAAUUUAUUUGUGUCAAUGUAACAAAAAAAGCAAAAUUGUUGUUUUCAUUAUUCAUUGUCUAUCUAUAUUCGUAGAUACCGAAUCAUUUUUAAAUAUUAUUUAACAUGGUGUGAAUAUAUUAACUUGAAUAUGAUUAUCUAUUCCAAUAUAUUGCGAAGAAAAUACACAAGAUCUAAUAGUCACAAUGAAAAGUGGGAAAGCAGACAAUGCAAGUAGUUCCUGGAAUGAUUACCAGUGGACCUGUAAACAUUGUAAAACAACAUUGAAAAACUUGGAGGAUGUCAGGGUACAUAGCAAAGAGGCACAUAAUAAUUGCUACGCAUUCAGUUGUGUAGAUUGCGAACAAGACUUGAACUCGUUCAAUGCUUUUGUAGAGCAUGUCAGAGUGCAUAGAGAAUAUUUGAGAUUAUUCUGCCAGUACUGUAAUCAAAAGUUUAAAAACAAAGACGAGUGUACCCAGCACACGCUAUCCCAUUGGUCAGGCAAUCAAAGAAUUUGUGAUCGUUGUGGAGAAAUAUUUCCGGACCAGAAAGAUUUGACAGAUCACAAAAAAAAGUACAAGAAGUAAUUUUAAGCCUUACAGCGUCGACAAGCCUACAUUACUUAGAUAUUAUGUUUAUUUCAACAAAAUAAAUAAAUAAAUGUACUACAAAUUUAUACAAAUCUUCUAUAAAAAUAGCUUUCGUUGUGACAAUUUAUUAUUUAGUUUAAUAUAAAACCCAGUUUACUAUAAUAUGGAAUUAAUAUACUCAAUGAGGCGUAAGCCUCUAAAAUGUGAACCACCGCAUUUCGAAAGCCCAACCGACAAAGAAGUGAUUCGUCCCAUUUGCACCAUAUCCACGGCCAAUAUCAUCGCAUUUUCAUCCCCCACGGAGUUGAAUGAUGCCGAGGGUGACACGUGGGGCGGCCAUGUUUAUGUUUGUGACCUGGACACCCCUUGGGAUAGCCACAAAGUGACCAGUACCACUUAUCCUGUGUCAACCCUGGAAUGGGACAUCGAAGGCCGUCACCUGCUUGUGGGCACAACGGAGGGCGAAGUGUCAGUGUUCACCCAGAAAGACUAUCUGCUCAACUCUUGGAAUUGCCUGUAUACAUACAACUUUCCAGGCGAGCACAUAAUAAAGGCAACGUUCUUCCACAACGGGCGACGCAUCGUGGCUCUGGACAAGAAGCCCGACGCUCCGAUCACAGAGCGGCUUCAGGUGACGAGGUCCACACCUACACUCAAAGGCUUCGGCGGCGUCCCGAUAGACGGCGCUGUGGUGGUGACCGCGCACGGUGUGGUCGGCGCGCUCGUGGCGCGCGACGCGGGCGCGCUCACCGCCAGCGACGCGCUGCGCCAUGCGCGCGCUCGUCUCCUCAGCGCCAGUCUCGCGCACAAGAAUGGCAACAUUUUCAUAGCGGCGUGGUGCGUGUCGUCCGGCACCGCUUACGUCCGCUGCAGCGUUUGUACCGUUCGCGGCGCGCGUAACGCGCCCGCGUCCCUCACCCUGCAGCCUCUGCCCGCGCUACCCCUCGUUGAUAACACCGCAGUGUCGCUGUCGUGGUGCCUCAGAGAGGACGCAGACUCGCUCCUCAUCGCCGGCUCCAAGCUGACGCUGUGGAAGCUGACCGAGCGGUCGCAUCCCGUACACAAACUGCUGUCUAAAGGCCCAUUACAGGGCAGUACGACCCCCGGCGGAGGUCAGAAACCUGCUACAGAUUGCUUCAACACUGUCGUGUGGCAGCAGACAGCGGCGUGGACGAUCGAAGGCGGCGUAGCGACACAGAUAGUGAGCAGCAAGUGCCCGCUGUCCGGCCACGCCGUGCUGGCCACGCCGCGCCAUCUGCAUCUGCUGGCCCGGGACACGCACCACUACUUAUGUUCCCGCCCCGUGAUAACGAGCGGCGGGGGCGCCAGUCCGCCGCCCACGGCCGGGACUCCGCCCAAGAAGCCCAAAUACGGCGCUGGGGCGCUGCCAGCCGGGUCGCCAAGCGCGAUAGUGUCGUGCGUGGAGCUGUCGCAGCUGGGCGGCGUGCUGGUGUGUGUGGACUCGCAUGCGCAGCUGCACGUGUACCGGACUCUGCAGCCGUGGGUCGAUAUACCAAGCGGUCUGUCAGUACAGCACGCGACAUCGGUUCUAGAAUACGGCACGGUGGCCGGUUACGAUUGUCUCGACAUACUUCUCACGCUCAAACACAAUAUAGUCGAAGCUGUUUAUGAACGAGUAACAGAAAACUUUCAAAGACAGCUGCCGGCUUUCCAGCAGUUCUACUUCCACAGCUGGCUCAAACUCAGGAUGGCUUUGUGCAGACUGCACCCCAACAUGCAGGUGUCGGCGUCGUGGCUGACGAGCUUGCUGAGCUGCCGCGCGGCCGCCGCGGCGCUGCCGGCCGCCGACCACUGCGACCUCGCGCCCGCCGACGACCACGACAACAAGCUGCAGCUGCAGCCGGCGGAGGCGGGCGAGGCGGCGCUGCAGCGCGCUGCGCACGUCGCGCUCACGGCGCUGGCUGCCAGGCUGCACGCCACCAACCAUAACCACUACGAGCUGCUGUCGGACCCGAGCGCGGUGUCGCUGCUGCGCAAGCUGGCGGCGUGCGCGCGCUCGCACGCGCUCGUGCGCGUGCUCGCACGCCUCGCCGCGCCCGCCGUCUCCGCCGCCUCCGCCGCCUCCACCGCGCCAGCCAAGGGCAGCGACCUCAUGGAGGAGUGCGCUGUGUUGACAGCUCAACAAUCGUCGCCGCGCGUGUGGGAGUCGCUGCCUCGCUGUUGCGUCUCGUAUCCCAACGGCAGACAGUGGCCGUUAUAUUUUGAAUAUGGGGUCGAGCCAGAAAAUUUGCGCGUAUCUCCCGAACCGCCAAUCUUUGCACAGGCCGAUACAAUUAACCCAUCAACACACAUGGAUGCCAUUAGAUACAUGUACCUGGGCGGCGGCUGGCAGCCGGCGCGCUGGCGGCAGUGCGCGCGCUGCGGCGUGCGCUCGCUGCGCGCGCCGCGUGCUCCGCGCGCGCUGCACGCCGCGCACGACGACCGCUUCCUGCUCGCCUGCAGAUGCGGAGGCAAGUGGACCCUUGUCUCCAAUGUUUAAUAUGAUCAAAUAGUUUAAAAUCUCAUAAUUAUAAAUAUAAUAUAGAGUAAGAAUAAAUGUUUUUAAUUUUA
This is a messenger RNA of Plodia interpunctella (Indianmeal moth), 3146 nucleotides long. It is a transcript of the gene MED16, whose product is annotated as Mediator complex subunit 16. The record is from RefSeq and is a predicted model, not a curated record. Gene Ontology annotation, biological process: positive regulation of DNA-templated transcription. Lineage: Eukaryota; Metazoa; Arthropoda; Insecta; Lepidoptera; Pyralidae. Gene Ontology annotation, cellular component: mediator complex. Bases 739 to 3075 code for a protein of 778 amino acids. The transcript has 22 exons. Gene Ontology annotation, molecular function: protein binding.